AUGUUUUCCAACCUCGAACAAAUAACAGUCGAACGGACAUAUUCUGACGAAGACGAACCGAAGAAACUACCACAAAUAUCUAUUCCGUAUUUUCGAUCGCGACUUAACUCCAGCAGACGUUAUUCAAAAUUCCGCUGUGCUGGCAACGAUAAUCAUCUCCGCUCAUGGCAACAACGUGUUUGCGUUUUUAACAAUAUUUGCUAUAAUGUUAAUAAUCAACAUUUUGAAUAUUAUCGCUAUCCUCAAAUUCAACCCAAACCAGUAUUUUUUGAUGCCGCCAAAAGAAUGUUGACGGAAUUUAGUCCAAAUGGAGACGGCAAAGGAUUUGUGCUUUACUCAAUAUCUCGUACACCCCGAUGGCUGUUUACAUGGGCACCAUUUAUGAUCGACACAGCAGUUCCAACGGAAAACGUUACAAGACUAUCCAAUCUGCAUACUCUUUGGAAAGUUUCCACCAAUGAUUAUAAUAUUGGUCAUAUGAUUUGGGAAGACUUUUUUAUGAUAUACUAUGCAAUGGAACGAAUGCAAGAGUUCGAUGAUUCUAUUGUUAUUAUGCAUGCAGACAAAAUUCCUAGUCAUCCAUUAUUUAAAAAGCUUCAGAAAGAAAUUUUAUCGGCAUUAACACCUCGUCCAAUAGUCGAACAGAAAACGUACUUGUCGUCAUUUAAAACAAGAUACGUUUGUUUCAACAGAUUUAUUAUUGGUGGUUCAAUUCUUCUCUAUCAGCCCAGGAACACGGUUAUUCAUCACCGCGAUGUUGAAUCGUUGCUUUUCAAUUGGCGAACUAUGAUAAUUCAUCAUUUUAAACUUGAUCCCAAAUAUAUUCCGACAAAACAUCGCAUAACCAUAUCAAAUAAAACCGACUCGGCUUGGACCAGAGUUGCGCGACGUAAUAUUGCCAAUUUGAACGAUAUUGUUAAAUUUGUUAAACAAACGUAUCCCACUAUAGAAGUAAAUGUUGUUGUUUGGAAAAAGUUAUCUUUCCGCGAACAAGUUGAUAUUAUGUUAAAAACGACGAUUUUCAUCACGCCAUCUGGUGGUGUUUCAAUGAUGGCGCCUUUCCUUCCUAUCGGGGCACACAUCAUAACACCAGAUUUUUUAAGCGAUCGAGAUAUGCCCGGUUUCAAAAAAGGUGAGAGCGUGGCGCUAGAAGGAAACUUCUGGGCAUAUUGGCCGCAUGUACAUAAGGACUACUAUCAGAUUUUCUCACGGAAAGAACAAGUAUGGGAUUUUGCGAAUGCAGCAUACUCUCGAGAUGAAGCAUCUGUGAUUAUGAAUACGACUAGAUUGGGUAUGCUUAUAGACAAAGCACUCGAAGACAUGUCUCCAUGA
Molecule: messenger RNA, 1332 nt
Organism: Didymodactylos carnosus
Lineage: Eukaryota; Metazoa; Rotifera; Eurotatoria; Philodinida; Philodinidae
Source: the annotation of a GenBank genome assembly